CCGCAAUCCACCAUUUGACACCAGCUCGUCCAUCACACUCAUUGCCUACGACUGGAUCUUUUGCGAGAAGACGGAAAGUUAAUCGAAUCUAUUCAUUAGAUAGCCAAGGAGACAGUAACACUAGACUCAUGGCGGGCUACGGCGGAUAUGGUGGUGGCGAUGGCGGUGGCUUCAUGUCCGGAUCCCAACAAGGUGGUAGUCAAGCCGGUGGCUCCAAGUACGCCGACGAGUCCCUCCGCCCCGUAACCAUAAAACAGCUUCUCGAUUGGGAAGAGACCUUCCCCGGCGCCGAGCUUGCCAUCGACGGCCACCCAGUAACCCAAGUGACCAUUGUGGGCCAAGUGCGCUCGGUCAAGCCGCAACCGACUAACAUCACGUACCGGAUUGAUGACGGCACGGGAGCCAUCGACGUCAAGAAGUGGGUCGAUUCGGAAGCGCAAGGCGGCGAGGACGGUGGCAGCGGUGCCGGCACGAUCGCGCCCGACGCCUUCGUGCGCGUGUGGGGCCGUCUCAAGUCUCUCGGCGGCAAGAAACACGUAAGCGCCAACUUCAUACGCCAGAUUGAGGAUUUCAACGAGGUCAACUACCACCUGCUUGAGGCGACGUAUGUGCAUCUGUUCUUUACCAAGGGAGCUCCUGGUAGUGGUGGUGGUGCCAAACAAGAAGGUGGCGGAGGGGACAACAUGUUUGUGGAUCAGGGAUACGGAGCAGGAGGCGGCGAUGUUGCUAUGGGCGGCGCUGGCCCCGGUGGAGGAAACAGUGCGAUGCAGGCGAGAUUGGCGACGUGCUCAAGGAACGCGCAGAUCAUGUGCAAUUUCAUCAAUAACUCGCCUGGCGGGACGGAGGGUGUCAAUUUGCAUGUGAUUGCGCAGGGCACAAGAAUGUCGGUUAGAGAUAUCACAAAUGCGGCGGAUGAGUUGCUGGGGCAGGGUAUUAUUUACACUACGCAGGAUGAUGAGACGUGGGCCAUUCUGGAUUAUUAGUUCAGAGAGCUCGGCUUUAGGUGAGUUUAACGUGUGUGGUUGGGAAUGGGGGAGGCAGAGCAAGCGGUACUGGCAAGCCAUGCUUGAAAUACCACCGGAGGAGGAAGGGAUGAGAAAGGCUCAGGAAAAAGUGUUGAAGAGGAUCAUGUUUUUUCUUUUCUUUUUUUUCUUUUUUUCGGUCCACCUAUCUGGACGAGGAAACGAACGGCGCCUCAAGGCUUAACGUUUCACAAGAAUGGACCGGAAUGGAUGGUUUCUUUUUUUUAGUUUUCAUGUUUGGUUUUGCGAUUCUGCGUCUGUUAAGAUGAAGAGAAUAUACCCGAGUCAAUUUUGAGGUAGAGAAGGG
Molecule: messenger RNA, 1329 nt
Organism: Neurospora crassa OR74A
Lineage: Eukaryota; Fungi; Ascomycota; Sordariomycetes; Sordariales; Sordariaceae
Gene: rpa-2
Product: replication protein A-2
Exons: 3
Coding region: 129-983 (284 amino acids)
Biological process (GO): double-strand break repair via homologous recombination; DNA replication; nucleotide-excision repair
Cellular component (GO): nucleus; site of double-strand break; chromosome, telomeric region
Molecular function (GO): DNA binding
Source: RefSeq, a predicted model, not a curated record